Molecule: messenger RNA, 3631 nt
Organism: Xyrauchen texanus (razorback sucker)
Lineage: Eukaryota; Metazoa; Chordata; Actinopteri; Cypriniformes; Catostomidae
Product: rho-related GTP-binding protein Rho6-like
Exons: 5
Coding region: 123-821 (232 amino acids)
Biological process (GO): small GTPase-mediated signal transduction
Molecular function (GO): GTP binding; GTPase activity
Source: RefSeq, a predicted model, not a curated record
CUCUAUCGUGGAGAGUUCAGUCCAAACCUCAAUGUGGUCUGAACAAACUGACCAGGGCCAUACAAGAGUGCCAUCGUCAGGACUGGUCUAGUGUCACUGUUUACGUGACCGUCUUAUUCAAAAUGAAGGAGCGAAGAGUCAGCCAGCCUUUGGUAAUGCGUUGUAAACUGGUUUUAGUAGGAGACGUGCAGUGCGGGAAAACUGCAAUGUUGCAAGUCUUGGCCAAAGACUGUUAUCCUGAGACAUACGUCCCAACAGUGUUUGAGAACUACACCGCUGGACUGGAAUUAGACGAACAGCGCGUGGAGCUCAGUUUAUGGGACACGUCAGGUUCACCGUAUUAUGAUAAUGUCAGACCUCUGUGCUACAGCGACGCAGAUGCGGUUCUCCUCUGCUUUGAUACAAGUCGGCCUGACACUGUUGAAAACGCAUUGAAAAAGUGGAAGGCAGAAAUCAUGGAUUUUUGUCCCAGUACGCGCAUAAUUCUGGUUGGCUGUAAGACAGACCUUCGCACAGAUGUUUGCACUCUAAUGGAGCUGUCCAAUCAGAGACUAACACCCAUCUCCCAUGAGCAGGGCACCUUGUUGGCAAAGCAGGUUGGAGCAGAAGUGUACCUGGAAUGCUCUGCAUUCACAUCUGAGAAGAGCAUCCACAGCGUGUUUCGUUCUGCUGCAAUCACAUGCCUCAACAAACUGCAGGCACCCAUAAAGCAAAGCCCAACACGUCGACUCUCCAAACGCCUCCUUCAUUUGCCCAGCAAGGCAGAGCUCCUGACCUCCUCCUUCAGCAAGAAGAGAACCAAGAGCUGCUCCAUCAUGUGAGCUAACACUUGCUGCUCUAGCUCCAAAAAUAAGUUUCGCUCUUCGAGAGUGUUUGUCGGGGGGUUGAGAGGAGGGGAGGUCAUAAUCUUUCAUGACCCCUCCUUCUCUUGACAAUCAUGUUCUUAUUCUUCCAUCCUGACAGACCACCCACAAGCACGCUCAUCCCUAUGUCAAAGAGCAGAUGCCUUUGUUGAAAGUUACACAUCCUUAUGCUAAAGUAUUGAUUGAUUUCCCUUUACCAGCAUUUGGGUUUAUACAUUAACUGCAUUUUGUAUUAAUGAUUAAUCAGACAAGGAGGGGUUAUUGGAAAUUCGGUACAUAUUGGACAUUGCAAAAUUAAUUUCGGGUUUGUCUUAAUUGUUAGUGUGCAUACAUGUACCGGGAAUGGGAAUGGGCUUUGAGAUGUGAACACAAUCAAAUAUUUAGGAGGAAGCAGAUGUGUUUCUAUUUCACAGUAUGCACUUUAGUGGAUGUGGAUGUGAGAGUAACUGGUUGCACAUGUCAGGCAAGGACACUGAAAAGUAAAAGGAUGAUUGAGUACAGGUUGGCAUUUGUCUCUGUUUCAAUACAGGAUUAUGCUUAGGUUGUAUUUGUUAAAAGCUCUUGAGUCUAUUAUCUAAAAGACAUGAGGGGAGAAGCAAAACAAGAUUUUAUUUCCUUCUGAAAAAGGACAGUGUUAUGAAUAUGCAGCUAGAUGGAGCAUCCAAUCACAUUUGUUGAAUCCAAAUGUAUUAAAGAUGCUGACACACACUCUUUCACUCUCUAUUUCAUGUCUACUGAAGUCCUUCAUGCAUUUUCUGCCACUAGAGAAUGGGUCAUAAAUCUCAGCCUGUGAGGUGAAGCCAAGCAUUGCCCUUUAGAGACAGGAUUUCCUAGGCAAUUUCUCAGUAUAGAGCAGAGCUCAUGCAGGAUUUAUUGCCACACAGACACCUUCCAGCUGUUUUUUUUUUUAUUUAUUUUUUUAAGAAAAUAAUAUUCUCUGAAGUAAUUUUGAAGAUGGACUAAAAAGGUCAGAGACAGGGAUGAUGGGGGAUUACUAGGGGACAGAUAGAUAUUGCAGACAGUCACCAAAUCUGAUAAAUGUUACAUAAGUGAGAGGACAAUUGGAAUGUGCCUGUUGAUGUUUUUCAUUUUUUAAACUUUCUCCCUCAAGUAAUCUUAACAUCUGUUCCAACCCCUAAUUCUCAUUAACAGACUUGUACAUAUUUCCUGCCAUGUUGUGCUGCCACUAUGUUGGUUACUAUGAGGGUUAGACAUUAAAGUGCAUUCUAAUUUUUCAUAUUCUGGUGCAUUUAUUCAGCUCACUGUCAGAGAGAUCUAUACUCUCAUCCUAAGCCUCAUUCUGGUAAUCUCUGUGUUGAAUCCUGCCACCCUGGUUGUGUAAUGCUUAAUCAUAAAACAACUAAAUCCAGGGUUUGGUGUGUUUGCUGUCCUUUUCUGCAUAUCGCAGUGCUGUUUUGUGGUCCUUUCUGCACAACGCGGCGGCUCAUUGCUGCUCAUCAUGCCCCAUUUUGCGGCCGAACCACCGGCCAGCUCUGUUCUCCCGAUGGCCAUUACGCCCCUGAUCGGCUCAAAUGUGCAUCGGCCCACCGGGAAAAUGCCCGGUAUACCAGAUUAACAGUCCAGCCCUGGUGGCACAGAGUGGCAGUCACCACCCUAAAAUUGAGCUUUGCCACUUGCUACCCCAACUCAGUCCCACCUGCGCCAUAGAGACCAUGAGCAACAGCUGAACCUGUCUGUGUCGCGCAUGGUCCACAAUAUCGUUCCGCCCGUGUCUGGCAGGACACAGCGUUUCACCUCAGUAGACAUACCCCACUUCACCAUGGGGAUUACAUUUAAAUGUGCAUCUCCAGUAGUUUGGUUUAAAAAAACUAGUUAAAUUAAACAAGAAUGUCUAGGUAAGCGAACUGUAGAUGUACUGUCAGCACUCUGAGAGACAUGUCAUAAUAUUUAUGUUUAUUAUGGGCCGAAAUCCUGGGCCAUCAGCCACGAUUCAUGCUUUCAAAUCCAGGGUGCGAGUACGUUGGCAUAUCUCGGUGACAGCACGAUUACCUGUUUACUAACUACAUCUAGGUUCAGAAUUCUUCAUUGCAGACAAUAUUAAUCUUAAAAUUUUUAUCUCUGAUUUAAUAUUAAGUGGUGCAAUACAGCUCGAAUUAAAAUAAAAUUUAGUUAUUUAAUUUAAUCCCACCCUGGCAGUUUGUUCAUACAGACCUGCAUCUCAUCAUGCUACAUGCACUAAUCCCCAAUUCUACACCAUUGCCUAGCAACAGACAAGUCUGUUUAGCUGGACUGUACAUCUGAAAAUCAGAGAAAUUGAGAGAGAAAAAAAGAGAACAAGAGUGUAAACAAAGUGAAAAUAAGGACACAUUCUCUCUAUGUAGCAUAACAAAUGUUUGCGAGAUAGGGUCAUCAUGGCUAUAGUUAGUUUAUAGUUCAAUACAUGACUUAUCUUACAGGCCAUAAUCUUAAUAUGAAUUUGUUACUAUUAUCUUGUUAAGUAGCACUCUUAUAUGUUAUCUGGUUUAUGUGGUGGACUUCCACAAUCUUCCUUUUGUUACAUAAGUCUGGACGUAAAUAUGUUGUGCAUAGUCAUUUUGUACAGCCCUUUAAAUACUGUCUGUGAAAACAAUUUAAAAACAGACAAUUGUGUUUGCAAUGUAAUGUAUAACUUAUUAAUGAAAGUUAAUUUUUGUUGGUUCUGCUUUAUUCCUUUAUUUUAGACCAUCUGUUUUACAUUGAAUAGUGUUCUUUUUUUUCUCUUGUCUGUGAUCUGUGUCACUCUUAAAUGAAUUAAAACCCUGAUGUUG